Molecule: messenger RNA, 905 nt
Organism: Schizophyllum commune H4-8
Lineage: Eukaryota; Fungi; Basidiomycota; Agaricomycetes; Agaricales; Schizophyllaceae
Product: S-adenosyl-L-methionine-dependent methyltransferase
Exons: 8
Coding region: 209-667 (152 amino acids)
Molecular function (GO): S-adenosylmethionine-dependent methyltransferase activity
Source: RefSeq, a predicted model, not a curated record
UAUACUACCCGAUAAGAAUGAGGAAUACGGGAGCAGGGAAUAUUGGUAGUCAGCUCGCCUUCCAGCAGUCGUCCAACACUCAAAUUUCGCCAGGGAUGCUAGAUAUUCGAAAGAAGAAGAAGAGCCUAACUUUGACUGGUGUCAAAACUACGCGAACGUUGCGGUCACCUUGAGGGAAUUGAUACCGAAUAAAUCAGCAAAAAUCAUCAUGCUAGGCUGUGGCAACAGCAAGCUAUCAGAGGACAUGUGGGAUGAUGGGUACCACAACAUUGUUAACAUAGAUUAUUCCCCAGUCGUCAUCGAGCAGAUGCGACGAAGAAACAACGAGCUACGGCCUCAAAUGGAGUGGCACGAGAUGGACAUCCGUGACUUGCAAUUUCGUGACGCAUCCUUCGACAUCGCGAUAGACAAGGCAACUAUGGACGCGAUGCUGACGUACAAAGGAGAUCCUUGGAACCCGCCAGAGAACGUUGUCGAGGAUUGCAUGAGGGAGGUCGACGAGGUCGUCAGAGUCCUUCGCCCAGGUGGCACCUUCAUCUACUUGACCUUCGGCCAGCCGCAUUUCCGGAAGCGCUACCUCGCCCAGCGCCCGGGCACGACACUCGAGGUUCGCGAGCUCGGCGACACGUGGAAUUACUACCUGUACAUCCUGCGCAAGCAAGAGUAGUAGAAGCGGCCUGUACACGGGAGCCUGCUGGCAUGCGACUAGAACAAGAACUUGACAUUCCCGUAGAACUCGAGCAUGGCGUUCUCGCCGUUGCGCAUGCGCGUCUUGGAGAGGUCGGCGUAGGUCUCGAGGAACUCUGCGUGUGUGAACACCUGGCUCUUGUGCUCGCCGACGGGGAGGCCGGUGGCAGAGACGACGCCAUCGAGCGGUGCGCGGCGGCCGCGGGGUACGCCGGACG